Dimorphilus gyrociliatus is the source of this 1699-nucleotide messenger RNA. The record is from the annotation of a GenBank genome assembly. Lineage: Eukaryota; Metazoa; Annelida; Polychaeta; Dinophilidae.
AUAUACAAAUCAAAGUUCAGAAAUGACGAGUAAACUAGGAAUAAAAUGGGCUCCGAUUUUUGGUCUACCCCUCAAGAGACGACUCCAAACGGCCGCCGUUAUGCACUACCCAUUAGGUCUAAUCUUUGUACCAUUUUUAAGUCUAUUUCUAGCUUACUACCUCUUAAUGACAAUCAUUUGGUGGAUCGUGCCUGCAUAUUUGGCUUGGAUGGUCUACGAUAUUGCUAUAUGUAAAACGUCUUCCAGGGGAGGACGGCGGAUAGAAUACUUUAGGCAUCUAAAAAUUUGGAAAUAUUUUCGAGACUAUUUUCCGAUAACAUUGAUUAAGACUGCUGAUUUAGAUCCAUCUAGAAAUUAUAUUAUGGGCUCUCAUCCGCAUGGAAUUCUUGGAUGCGGAGCAUUCUGUAAUUUUGCCACAGAGGCUAAUAAUGUGUCUAAAGUGUUCCCUGGAAUAACCCCUCAUAUUUUGACUCUGAUAAGUAAUUUCAAUUGGCCGAUAGUCCGUGGCUACAUUAUGUGGUUGGGCAUCUGUGACGUGAGUAAGGAAAGUAUAAAAUGGAUAUUGACUAAAAAAGGUCAAGGACAAGCCGCGAUUAUAGUCGUAGGAGGAGCGCAAGAGGCACUUGACGCACGACCAAAUAAUUACAUUCUGACAUUGAAGAACAGGAAAGGUUUUGUCAAACUGGCUUUGCAACAGGGGGCGUCCCUCGUUCCAAUCUACUCUUUUGGUGAGAAUGACCUAUUUAACCAGGCCCCGAAUCCCCAUGGUUCUCGCCUCCGUAAAUUUCAAAUCCUUUUUAAAAAACUAAGUGGUAUAGCACCAGCAUUCUUCUACGGUCGGGGAGUCUUCAAUUAUACUUUCGGUUUUGUUCCACAUCGUAAACCUGUUCGGACAGUUGUGGGGAAGCCAAUAUAUCUGGAAAAGGAACCGAAUCCAACAAAAGAAAGAAUUAACGAAGUGCACCAGCAGUAUAUGGAUGGAUUAACGAGAAUUUUCGAAGACUAUAAAGAAAAAUUCGGAGUAGAUAAAGAUACUAAAUUGGAAUUUGUCUGAUAUUCAAAAAAAUGAGAAAAAGUACAAAAAAAAUAAACAUAAAUAAAAAGCAAGAGAGAGAGAGAGAGAGUGAGAAAGAGAAUAGGAAUUGAUCGAUAAAGAGAAAGUAAUAAAAAAUAUAUCUUAUAAGCAUUUUUUUAUAAAAAAAAAACGCGUAGAAUAUGAUUAGAUAAAUACCAAAAAAAAGGGAAAAAAUUCCUCAAACUAACAAUACAGAAACACUUUUAAAAUAUAAAAGUUUAUAGUAUUUGAUGUUUUAAAUAAUGCCUGAAAUAGCAUAAUAAUAACAAAAUGACUGGACAAAAGUCCAAUAUUCCAACACUUGACAUAAUUGUAAUAAUAAUGGAAUUUCUGAUGAGAUAAAAAUUACAUAAUUUACUCUUUGAUAACUAAAAGAAAUAUCUAUAUGAUAUGCUUUAGACAAAACUUUCCGUUACUAUUACUAUUACUACUACUGCUUACUACUACAGCUAAUACUAUUGGUACUAUUUUCGUCUUAUUUUCUUCAUUUUAAAUCAUGCGUAGGACGUCGAAGAAAUGAUAAAGAUUAGAAAAGAAACGUCUUAGAUGCUUCGGAAAAAGACGUUCUUACUAAAUCUUGUAUACUGUUUAUGAAAAAUAUAACGUUAUAAUAUUACAUAAAAU